Messenger RNA from Gasterosteus aculeatus aculeatus (three-spined stickleback), 1865 nucleotides. Lineage: Eukaryota; Metazoa; Chordata; Actinopteri; Perciformes; Gasterosteidae. The record is from RefSeq and is a predicted model, not a curated record.
GGAUCACAUUACAGAACAAGCCAUUUAGAUAUGCUCUGAAAAAGUGGAAUUCAUACGUAACUGGGAAUGUUACGUAAGGGCGCUUAUAGGCUUGCCUGUGAAAGUUGCAGUGAGCGCAGACAGAGGAGAACCGGGUACGAGCACCCAGCCAGGUUGCAAAGAUAGAAAGAGGGCAAAAGGAAACACAUCUCAUAUGACUGAAGCACUUCCAGCUGGGGCCUCCUUCAUUUAGAUGUUGGAGAGGAUUGCGGCUGGAGACCAGAAGGCAUCAAAAGGAACAAACCGCUUCAUUAAAUACUAAUCAAGCAAAUAGAGAUUUGCAGACAAUUGGAGCACGGGGCACUCUGAAGACGGGAGGAGGCACCGACCGCACCCGUUGUUCCAUUAAAACGACGUUGGCUCCUGGCGCUCGGUCUCCUCGACUGACUCGACUUCCGACCGCGUCCGUCAUGUCGGGGGAAGAAGAGCUGUCCUUCAGCGAAGCCAUUCUGAGGGCAAGCGGCUCCAUUUCUCGCUUCCCUCUCAUCCCGGUCAGAGGAGUUCCGCUCAUGUGCAGCAUCGCCAACAAUUGGGACUCCGUCUGGUCUUUCUGUCCCGACCCCGCGGACCUCCUGAUCGCCACCUACCCCAAAGCAGGGACCACGUGGACGCAGGAGAUAGUCGACCUGCUUCUUCACAAUGGAGACGCUGAGGCCUGCAAACGAGCCCCGACCCCCGUCCGCAGUCCUUUCCUGGAGAUAUUCUCCCCCCCUCCCAUCCCCUCAGGUCUUGAUUAUCUGAAAAACAUGGAUCCUCCAAGGAUCAUCAAGACACAUCUUCCUUUUCAGUUGGUGCCGACAGGAUUUUGGGAGAACAAGUGCAAGGUUAUCUACGUGUCACGCAACGCCAAAGACAACCUGGUCAGCUACUUCCACUUUGACUGUAUGAAUAUGACCCAGCCGGAGCCGGGGCCCUGGGAGGGCUACAUCUCCAAGUUCAUGCAUGGAGAGUUGUCGUGGGGCUCCUGGUACGACCAUGUCAAAGGUUACUGGGCGGAGAGAGAGAAGAGGAACAUUCUUUACCUUUUCUAUGAGGACAUGAAAGAGAAUCCUCGGCGUGAGGUGGAGCGCAUCAUGAGGUACCUGGACCUGUCCGUCUCUGAUGAGGUCAUCAGCCGGAUUGUGGAGCUCACGUCCUUUAAGAACAUGAAGGAGAACCCGAUGACCAACUACUCCUGCGUCCCGCCGCCGGUUUUUGAUCAGUCCAUCUCUCCCUUCAUGAGAAAAGGUGAAGUAGGUGAUUGGAGAAACCAUUUUACACCCGAGCAAUCCAAGAUGUUUGAUGAAGAUUAUGAAAAGCAGAUGAAGGGGGUCAACAUACCAUUUAGAGACCUUAUCUAACGGGUUUGUUUUUUCCCUCCAAACUCUUCAAACCAAAGACAUAUUUGACACUGUGCAGCAGUCAAAAGGCAGAGAUCCUGUCAGAAGCUAGAUACCAAAACAAAAGAUUUGUUUGAGGUUGCUUAUGUGAGACCCUGUGCCGCCUGCCGUGCAGAUAGAAAGGAAAUCCUCUGUAUGGGUAUUUUAAGGAUCAAUAAAAAAUGCUCUCCACAAUACAAGCCCAUGAGUUGGAAAUCAUCAUUUUAUUGCAGCUUAUCACGUAAACAAUAUAUAAGACCACAAGUGUUGUGACGAAGUGGACGUGCCCAUUUCUGACGUCACGAGCCCUCCAACGAAGUCAGCUGACCGCAUGGAGCCCGUAGAGUGCUGGCGCCCGGAGGCGCGUGGCUUUUCUGCCCAUAUGAAGUCAUUUUGCAACCCUACAGCACACUGUACAAAGCCCAGCCAAAGGAGGGAGGCUGCACGAGACACGAGCAACGAAGGACU